Messenger RNA from Cladocopium goreaui, 1607 nucleotides. The record is from the annotation of a GenBank genome assembly. Lineage: Eukaryota; Dinophyceae; Suessiales; Symbiodiniaceae.
AUGACUUACCUUGGUGUGAUCAGUUUCUGCAGUUUCUGCACGGCCGAGGUUUGGAAACACCUUCAGAGUGUUCCGCAGAACAAGGUGCCGUUGUCUUCCGUGACCACUCCCAAGGCUGUGAAGGAUGCCUGGGCGGAGCUGCAAACGACUGGCUCCACUGAAGGUGUGACCAAGACGGCAGUGCUGAAGUCAGUUCUCGGCGAGAGAGCUGAUCUCUUCGAGUUUGCCGGUGACACCAUCGAGCUAACCGAGGCUGCCCAGAUGAUGAAUCCGACCGACGGCUUGCCAGACAACAUUCUGACAGUCGCUGGCGGCCUGGAGGGGUACGAGACCAAGGUUGCUGAGGAGGAGGUCAACAGCGUGGUGGUGGAUGCUGCUCCUGGAGAGGCACCUAGAGCCGUUGGCCAGGUUGGUGGCGGAAGAAAAGCGAGGAUGCGCACAAGCACCUACAUUCCGCCUGGCAAAGGCAAAGGCAAAGGCAAGACGGGCCUUUAUUCAGACAUGUUCUGGACGCCUCUGAUUGCCCAAGCUCUAGCGAUUGAGCGAAAGAAGGAUUCAGAAAUGGUCCGAGCGCUCUUUACAGCCAUUGAGCUGCACAGUGGCAAAUGCGUCACACUUUCGCAGUUGGGAUCGGACUUCAAAGUCUCCCAGCUGAAAAAGGACAACAUGUGGAAGAGCGUUAGAUUACUUGAUAUCCUUGAGGCAUACGAGGACAUCUUCGAGUUGGUUCCGGACAACACCAUGGGGGGAUGGCAGGUGAAGUUGCAGCCGGGGGCGGAAGCUGCGCUGCCGGAUGUAGAGGAGUAUAUGGAGCGGGAGAUUCGGGAGCAGGAUGCAUUGCCUCCCAGGAUCGAAAACCCACGAACCGCGUUUGAUAAGAUGCAGAGCCUUCGCAUUGAACUGCUCUAUGCACUUCAGCGGCGUGGGAACAAGGUCCAGCUGCAGGAGUUGGGCCAGGAGCCACGGGUGCAAAAAGUGAAGCAAAGCCUCCACCAGGCAAAGAAGCUCAUUGAGUUCAUCCGGAUGUUCCCUACCAAUUUUAAGGUGAGUUCAGAUGACUCUCAGAUGAUCAUCGAAGUGAUCUCACCGAGUGUUUCUGAUCAAUCCAUGAUUGAUCGAGCCCUUCAAAGGCUGAACCAGGAUUCUGGUGAUCGAGGAAAGGGCUCCAGAAAGGAUGCCCGUGGAGGCCGCGAGCCUGCUCGAGACAGAGGCAGAAGAGACCGUAGCCGUAGCAGGGGCAGAAGAGAGGCCCCACCGCCUCAUGGCUACCUGCCUCCAGGGUACGGGCCACCUCCGGGCUAUGCCCCACCCCCAGGCUAUCCAUAUGGCUAUCCAGUGCCACCGGGAUAUGGACAACCUCCACCUCAGCCAGCUUAUCCGGUGCCGGCGUAUGACUACUCCCAGCAGUAUGCACCGCCGCCGCAGGCUCCACCUGCGCAGCCAGCCGGCUACCCGCCGCCCGUGGGCUAUCCGCCACCCGCUGGCUACAGCUAUCCGCCACCGGCAGGGUAUCCUCCUCCUGGCUAUGCGCCGCCACCAGCGGGGUAUCUCAUGCCACCCUGAGAGGAGUUUAGCUCAUCGCAAGUCCCAAAGCUCAAGGAUUGAAG